Messenger RNA from Hyphopichia burtonii NRRL Y-1933, 2299 nucleotides. RefSeq lists its product as uncharacterized. Gene Ontology annotation, cellular component: nucleus. The record is from RefSeq and is a predicted model, not a curated record. Gene Ontology annotation, molecular function: ubiquitin protein ligase activity. NCBI's taxonomy places the organism in Eukaryota, Fungi, Ascomycota, Pichiomycetes, Serinales, Debaryomycetaceae. The transcript has a single exon. The coding region runs from base 48 to 2261 and encodes 737 amino acids. Gene Ontology annotation, biological process: protein polyubiquitination; DNA damage response.
AGAAAGAUUCCAGGAGUCAAGAUAUAAAUCAUCUUGAAGAUCUUACUAUGCAAGUAAUUGAAACGCUAAAAGAAUCAUUUGGAAAGUCAGAUGAAGUUGUUUCAUUUUUGAGUGGUAUUCCGGUAGAAGCGCUACUGAUAGUACCAAGAGAUUUUUUAAAUGGAUAUCAACCUAUUGAAGACUUACCAGCUGACCAGAUAGUCAUUGAAAAGGAGAAGUUUUUAGAGCAGAAGUUUUAUGAUUUAGCUGAAGAUUGUCGUCGAAUUAUCUUGAAAAGUUCGAUAAAUGGUGUUAAAAAGGCAGUUUCUCAAAAAAUACAAUCUAGAUCAACUUACCAAAUAUUUGAAAAUGAUGGUGAUGCCGCUUUACCGAAAUCUACUAAAUUAAUUUUCAACAAGAUUCCUAAAAUUGAAAUUUCAAAUUUUAAAGCUUUGGUGGGUGGUGUCAAAUCAAAUUCAUUCCUAACAAGAGUUGAAAGGUUGAUUUUCAGUUUGAAUAAGCAGAGUGAAAUACUCAAUGAUUGGGUAUCCACUUUGAUUGAUACGCUUUGUAAACCUUUGUUGACCGAUGGAAAGAAUCCAGAUGGUGAAGAAUACGAACAAUCCUUAAAAGACCAAGAUUUAGCGUCGAACCUAUUACAAAUAAUACCUCGUGCAUUGACUGACAGAUCUGAGUUUAUAUUGGGCGAGGAAGACUCGACCCGUAUCAAAGACAUCAAAAAACAGCAGGAUGGUGAUUUCAAGCUUGAGCUUCAACGUAAAGGAGAUGAUAAUUCCUUAAAAGAAUUAGAUUCAAUCAGAGAGUCAAUCAAGCCACUGACGAAUGCUUCAUUGCAAGAAUUGAUAGACGAAUUGAAAGAUUUGGAAAUAGAUUUGAAACAAGAUUUGAAAGAUGUUAUUAAUCCUGAGAUUGUAUCAGAGGAGAUUGAAGCUGUGAAAACAUUUAAUUUCAAACUUCGUAACAUUUUGGAAAGUGAAAAGUUAGCACAAAUUUUGCUACAAAGGGAAAUUAAUACCAAUCUUAACUCAGUUUUCAAUGCCCGUAUUGAAUAUUUCAAGCAGUUGCAACUGAUUUCAGAUAGUGUUGCACGUAAGGAGUACUCUUUUGGUCCAACUACAGUUGUAAGUCAAAAGAUAUUUAGUGACUGCUCAAUGCUCAUCACUAAUCUCAAUGAUUUGAGUAAAAAAAUGUCAAGAGACGUGACUAAGUUCAGGUAUCUUCUGAGUUUGUCGAAUGAUGAUAAUGAUGGUGUUUCAAAUGGAAAAGAUAGUGAAGAUCUUUUUUGUAUCAUUUGUCGAUCUGCAAUUACCGUUGGUAGUUUAACACCAUGUGGUCACAAAUAUUGUAAAGAUUGUUUAGCGGAAUGGUUGAAAAGAAGUUCAUCAUGUCCAACUUGCAAGUCCAGGACUAGUACUUAUGCAUUGCAUCACUUCACUCACUAUAAGCCUAAUAUAUCAGCACAAUAUGUAAAUGAUCAAAAUAACGAAAGUCAUGAAUCUUCACAGAUUCAUUCAAUUUACAAACCAAUUGAGAACCAGAUAGUCGAUGAAAUUAAAGAUAUAAAGUUGAAGAAUUCUUAUGGUUCGAAAGUUGACUUGAUAGUUAAACAGACCAUUUACUUGGUUAGAAAAGAUCCAAACGUACAAAUUGUCAUUUUCAGUCAAUGGCAGGCAUUACUAUUAAUUAUUGGAGCUGCUUUGAAAGCCAACAAUGUAAGCUUUAUUGGAUCCAAGGGUACAUUGGUACCUGAAGUUGGCGCUGGUCGCCAUCCUAAAGGUUAUAGUGAUAUUGAAGAUUUUAAAGACCCAUCAAAAAAGAUAACUUGCUUUUUAUUGAAUGCAAAAGCCCAAGCUAGUGGCUUAACCUUGGUGAAUGCUACACAUAUAUUUUUAUGUGAACCAUUGGUAAAUACCUCGUUAGAACUUCAAGCAAUAGGUAGAAUCCAUAGAAUUGGGCAAAAAAAGAAGACUACCGUUUGGAUGUUUGCCAUUGAAAACUCAGUAGAAGAAAGUAUUGUGUUAAUGUCAACUAAGAAAAGGUUACAAUAUAUAAAUAAGGAGAAAAAAAAGGUUGCUGGUAAAAAUGAACAAACAACAAUCAAUGAUCUAAACGAAGCGGAAUCAAUGACAUUAAUGCAAAGUGAAGGAAAUGCAGCAUUAGUUGGUAAAAACUUUGGAGAUGGUGAAGAAGUCACAAAUAGUGAUUUAUGGGAUGCAUUUUUCAGUGCAAGAAAUUCAGAAGGGGUCAACCCAAUGACUUGAAGGAUAUUUAAUAGACUUGUAAUUAUACGCAUAACGAA